AUGCCCUUGCAUGAUUGGUUGGCUCUUAAACAAGGAGAUCCAGAGACUGCCAAGGAGUUGAUGGACAAUUGGAAGGCUGAGCAAGCAGAGAAAAAGGCCGAGAAGGCAGCUUUGAAGGCCGCCGCAUUGGCAGAGAAAAAGACCGAAGAGACCAGGGCCAAGAGAAAGUCUUCCGUCAAGAGAGAAGAAGGUUCGGACUCAGAUGUUGAUUCAUCGAGCAUAAUCGGAAUUGGGAAUCCUCUUGGCGCGCCAACGAUGCCGCGGAAGAAGAGAUGCUAG
Messenger RNA from Botrytis deweyae, 279 nucleotides. RefSeq lists its product as uncharacterized. The record is from RefSeq and is a predicted model, not a curated record. Lineage: Eukaryota; Fungi; Ascomycota; Leotiomycetes; Helotiales; Sclerotiniaceae. The transcript has a single exon. The coding region runs from base 1 to 279 and encodes 92 amino acids.